GAAGUUAGAAACGCACGUCACGACUUGCACUUUUUUACAUUUAAUAUAAUAUAAAAUCAUUAUUUAACGUUUAUAAUUGAUCCUUUCAACAAAUAAUAUUUGUAGUAUAAUUUUUGAUUGACGUUGGUUUAAAGAUAUAUGUAUAUAUUGUUAUAAUGCGUUUGUGCUAUAAAAAAGAUUAGAGGGACCUAUUCAAAUGUUGGUAUUUUAUUCACUAAGCCAUACAUAUCCGAUUGAGGCUGUAGCUGAGAAACCAAUAUGUUUUUCUGUAAGUGAGAAAAGCGUAAGAUCUACAAAUUCAACUGUUUAGAGCUUGAAAAGUAUACCAUGAAGAUAGAAUAACUUUAAAUUUGUGGUUGAAAUAAAAAAAUAAUGUGUGAACUACGUGAGUAAUGUAAAAUCCAGUCGUGUGAAUUACCGUGCGUACAAUUAUCAGAAGCGUUGUUUGAUUUUAGUGUAACAAUAAGUGAAAAGCAUGAAAUUACCUGAAACAAGUGUACUGCUGUUCAAAGCAUUGAAAAAGUCCAUGCAGGAUAUCAAUUUUGGUGAUUAAUGACCCAGCUUAAAUUUGAACAAAGGAUUGCAGUGAUCAAAUCAGUGGCACAUUAUGAAAAGCAAAAAUAAGUUGCCGAGUUCACCAGGAGUAGCAGCCACUGAAGUGACUGGUAGCAACAAUGCUUUAUGUUCCAACUUCAAAUCUGCAUCGAACGGAUCCAACCUUUUACUUGGUACUGGCAGCGGGGACACACUUUCCUUGCAAGUUGCACAACCAUCUAAGCCUCACAUUUCACUCGACAAAUAUGACGAGUUCCAGUUCAAAGUGCCUCCGGAAGCACCGGUGUUCGAGCCUUCCGAAGAAGAUUUUAAAAAUCCUCUGAUCUAUAUCAAUAAAAUAAGGCCGAUUGCUGAAAAAUAUGGCAUCUGUAAAAUAAGACCACCAGCGAGCUGGCAACCACCAUUUACCGUAGAUGUUGAAAAAUUGACGUUUGUUCCUCGUGUUCAACGAUUGAAUGAGCUAGAAGCUGAGACACGUAUAAAGCUAAAUUUCCUUGAUCAAAUUGCAAAGUUUUGGGAGUUACAAGGUUCCUCUUUGAAGAUUCCCAUGGUUGAACGCAAGCCAUUAGACCUUUACACAUUGCAUAAAGUAAUAAAUGAUGAAGGCGGUAUCGAAAUUGUUACGAAAGAGCGUAAAUGGUCAAGAGUUGCUUGCCGCAUGGGGUAUCAGCAAGGAAGAAACGUGGGUACUAAUUUAAAGGCACACUACGAACGUAUUCUAUAUCCAUUUGACAUAUAUCGUUCCGGAAAGAUUAUUGAUUUGGCAAAUUUGGAAACCGAACAGGAAGAUUGUGAGUACAAACCUCAUUCAAUCGAAGCUCGACAACAAGUGCAACCACCACCUGCCACUACAGCUAGGCGAUCUCAACGUUUUGCACAGAUGAAUAAAUCAGCCAGUAUUGGAUCAGAUCAUGAUAUUUCUCGGAUUUCACCAAACAAGUAUCGCUUUAAAAAUGUUUUCAGCAACAGUACAAAUGGAUCUGUCAAAGGUGGCAAGCCAGAUGCAUCAUAUGCCCCUAAUCCACAUGAUCCUAUGGCAAAGUAUAUCUGUCACAUGUGUAACCGCGGGGACGUCGAAGAAUCCAUGUUAUUAUGUGACGGGUGUGAUGCAUCAUAUCAUACAUUUUGCUUAUUGCCACCUUUACAGGAGAUUCCAAAAGGUGAUUGGCGCUGUCCAAAAUGUAUUGUUGAGGAGAACUCUAAGCCUGUUGAAGCUUUUGGGUUUGAGCAAGCACAACGUGAAUACACUCUCCAGCAGUUUGGUGAAAUGGCUGAUCAAUUCAAAUCAAAUUAUUUUAAUAUGCCUGUUCAUCUGGUUCCUAGUGAACUUGUAGAAAAGGAAUUUUGGAGAAUCGUAUCAUCUAUUGACGAGGAUGUCACAGUAGAGUAUGGAGCUGACCUACAUACCAUGGAUCAUGGCAGUGGUUUUCCAACAAAAUCAUCACUUUAUUUGUUACCAGAAGAUCAAGAAUAUGCAGAAUCAAGCUGGAAUCUAAAUAACUUACCAGUAUUGGACGAAUCUAUUCUGGGUCAUAUAAAUGCAGACAUCAGCGGUAUGAAGGUUCCAUGGAUGUACGUUGGAAUGUGCUUUGCUACGUUUUGUUGGCAUAACGAGGAUCAUUGGAGUUAUUCAAUUAAUUAUUUGCAUUGGGGAGAACCAAAAACAUGGUACGGUGUUCCGGGUAGCCGUGCGGAAGAUUUUGAAGCAGCAAUGAAAUCAGCUGCCCCAGAAUUAUUUCAAUCUCAGCCUGAUUUGCUGCAUCAGCUGGUUACAAUCAUGAACCCAAAUAUUCUUAUGAAUGCUACAGUUCCAGUGUAUAGAACAGAUCAGCACGCAGGAGAAUUUGUAGUUACCUUCCCACGUGCUUAUCACGCUGGUUUCAAUCAAGGAUAUAAUUUCGCAGAAGCUGUGAAUUUUGCACCUGCCGAUUGGAUGAAAAUGGGUCGGGAAUGCGUAAACCAUUACUCCAAAUUGAGAAGAUAUUGUGUUUUCUCACAUGAUGAACUAGUGUGCAAGAUGGCUCUCGAGCCUGAUCGGCUGAAUCUUGGCAUAGCAACUGCUUGCUAUAUAGACAUGGCAGAGAUGGUGGACACAGAAAAAAAACUGAGGAAGAAUUUACUGGAAUGGGGUGUUACAAAUGCGGAACGUGAGGCUUUUGAACUUCUCUCGGAUGAUGCGAGACAAUGUGAAAUAUGUAAAACGACAUGUUUUCUUUCUGCGGUCACCUGUAAAUGUACUACAAAUCUAGCUUGUCUUCGACACUUUGCAGAAUUAUGUGAAUGCCCUUCGGAGAACCACACUCUUAAGUACCGUUACACACUCGACGAAUUACCGUUAAUGGUUCAAAAAUUGAAAGUUAAGGCUGAAUCGUUUGAAAAAUGGCUUUUCAAAGUGCGUGAUGUACUGGAUCCUGCAAUAGAUACUAACAUCACUCUUGAUGAACUUCAGGAAAUAGCUCAAGAAGCAGAAACACAAAAAUUUCCAAACAGUGUAAUCCUAGAACGUUUGAAUUUUUCCAUUCUAGAGGCGCAGAAGUGCAUAACUGUUAUACAGCAGCUUGACAUAAACAAAAUUCGUACUAGAACACGAAAUACGGCUGAAUGUGCCAAGUAUAAACUUACCCUAGAAGAACUGGACAUGUUUGUAAACGAGAUAAAUAACCUGCGUUGUAUUAUUCGCGAAGGUGAUAGCGUUCGUGAACUUCAAAAAAUUGGCAAGGAAUGGGUUAAACAAGUUGAAAGUGCAUUAAAGACUCGUUUCAAAGAUACAAAUAUUCAGCAGUUAACACAUUUGAUUGAUGAAGGUAACUCACUGUGCAUUGAAUUGCCGCAGAUUACACAAUUGAAGGAUCGACUAACACAAUACAAGUGGUAUAGGCAAGUCCGUCUACUACGAGAGAACACCAUUGAUCGAAUGCCAUUAGAAGAAAUCAAGCGAAUGCUGGACGAGGGAAUGAAAAUUCUUCCACAUACUGUUUUGGAAAAAGAGCUAGCUGAGCUUCAUGGAAUUAUGCUGCAGAUAGUGGAUUGGGAGCAAUCAGCCAGCCAGUGUUUCAAAACAGAAACCCGGCACAAAAUAAGUGAAAUUGAAAAUUUACUAGAAAGAGCGCAUUUGAUUGAAGAUUUUCUGCCAUCACAUAGUCAACUGCGUGAUGCUCUACAAAAAUCAAAAGAAUGGCUUCAUGCAAUUGAGUCGUUAGAACGUAACGAAAAUUAUAAUUUUUUCCAUACUUUACAAAAUAUUGCGAAUCGGGCAAAAUUAUUACCGAUGGAAAACGAACGACAAAGACUCUUCAAAAGUAUGGGAGCCGACAAAGAUGGCAAAUUGUCAUUACAAUCCUUUGGGUGUGUUGAGUCAGCAGCUAACAGUGGAUUGAAGAGAAGAUCUAUGAGCAACGUUGAUGAAGUAAUUAAAAAAAUUAAAGACGAUCCAUGCAUCACUGAGCUUGAUGAGCAGAUUCUGAAGACACAGAUUCUUUGUUGGAAUGAUAAGAGUAAGGUCAACGCGUUAAGUCUAUCCGGAUGGUAUACAAGCAUUGAAGAAAAAUUUGGAGAUAGUAAAAUUGUUUAUCAUUGUGCUAAAUGUUCAGAGAUUGCGAAGCGAAAAGCAAUUAAGCAAUAUCAAGAGGAAAAAAAAGAAACAUUGGAAGAGUCAUAUAAACCCAAUCUUGAUUUUAAAAUGGAUCCUAAUCAGUUAGAACAGGAAGCUCAAGACUCGCGGGAGACUUUUGAUGACUUCGAAGACGAAGACAACGAAGUGGAUGAUAAAAUGAGCGAUAUGGAGAAUCAAACCGACGGAGACAGUGAAAACAGCCACGCUGAGGAAGAAGAGGGGCUAUGUGAUGGUUUCAUCGGAGACAGUGAGGAAAGUAAUCCAGGCACUGAUUGUAUGACCAAGUGUAAUUUGGAAGGAUUAGAGAUAAACAAGCAAGCUGUCGCUUCGCAGUUUGAUGAUACUGGUUCUUCUGUUACGAAAACUAGUCAGCAAAUUAAAAACAGUAAACAAAAAGUGACUGUCGGUAAAGGUGAUAAUUCCGCAACGCUGGUAGCAGUGCCUACCGCAUUAGAUUCGCGGGGUGUAAUAUUUUAGAUGAAACAAUACAGACUCCCCAUAAAAUGAAUAGUACCUUUCUUAUCACAUCCUGUCUAUGCGCGCUCUUGCUUCUUCCACGUAGGAUAUUAGCGAAACGUGUCUGUGAAUUCUUCUGAUUUCUCACGAUGUUUGCAAACGAUUUAAUCCACUUUUAUCGUUUCCAGAUACCUAUAUGAAUGCUGCUUAUGAAUUAUAAUAGAAUUAGAUGUCUAUACUAUUAUUAUCUAUAAGUUAAAAUGUCAGGUAGAAAAGUUAAAUGCAACAUUGAAGUAAAGACUCGUAUUUUCACAACUUUAGGUACAUUUCAA
Messenger RNA from Wyeomyia smithii (pitcher-plant mosquito), 4956 nucleotides. RefSeq names its product lysine-specific demethylase lid (gene Kdm5). Gene Ontology annotation, cellular component: nucleus. Bases 608 to 4645 code for a protein of 1345 amino acids. The transcript is spliced from 4 exons. Gene Ontology annotation, biological process: chromatin remodeling. Gene Ontology annotation, molecular function: histone demethylase activity; DNA binding. Lineage: Eukaryota; Metazoa; Arthropoda; Insecta; Diptera; Culicidae. The record is from RefSeq and is a predicted model, not a curated record.